UUCUCUGUUUGCGGUGGUUUCGGUGAGAAGGAAUGGAUUCCGGUCUAUGUGGAUUAUCCGAAAGGAAUCAUCUCGCCUUGUGUGAUCACUUGGGAAGGAAAGCAAAUUCUUGGCAAGCUUGAUGAAAUUGCUUUUCAGGUUGACAUCAGAAACGAGAAAGCAAGUUCAGCAUUCAACGGUAAAGAGAACAUCAUCGUUGGACCGGCUGUGCAAACUCAGAUGGUCCUUUGCCGUAAACCGAAGCCUGGAUACAAAUUUGAAUAA
Anisakis simplex (herring worm) is the source of this 264-nucleotide messenger RNA. The record is from the annotation of a GenBank genome assembly. Lineage: Eukaryota; Metazoa; Nematoda; Chromadorea; Rhabditida; Anisakidae.